Rhincodon typus (whale shark) is the source of this 996-nucleotide messenger RNA. RefSeq names its product exosome component 7 (gene exosc7). Gene Ontology annotation, biological process: nuclear polyadenylation-dependent rRNA catabolic process; U5 snRNA 3'-end processing; TRAMP-dependent tRNA surveillance pathway. The transcript is spliced from 8 exons. Bases 74 to 949 code for a protein of 291 amino acids. Gene Ontology annotation, cellular component: cytoplasmic exosome (RNase complex); nuclear exosome (RNase complex). NCBI's taxonomy places the organism in Eukaryota, Metazoa, Chordata, Chondrichthyes, Orectolobiformes, Rhincodontidae. The record is from RefSeq and is a predicted model, not a curated record.
AAUGACGGUUGGUCGGCCGACGAGGGUGUGGUGUCGGCGCUUGCGGGUCGCACGCUGAUGACGUGAUUGGAAGAUGGCCGCAGUGGUGCUGAGCGAGGCGGAGAAGGUCUAUUUGAUGCACGGAGUGCAGGAUGAUCUACGGAUUGACGGUCGUGGAUGUGAAGAUUAUAGACACACUGAGGUAGAAACAGAUGUUGUGUCGAACACAAGUGGAUCUGCUAGAGUGAAAAUUGGUCACACAGAUAUUCUCGUAGGUGUUAAAGCUGAAAUGGGCACACCUAAACUGGAGCGACCAAACGAAGGUUUUUUGGAAUUCUUUGUGGACUGUUCUGCCAAUGCAACCCCUGAGUUUGAAGGGCGAGGAGGAGAAGAUCUGGGCACAGAAAUCGCCAACACCCUGUACAGAGUGUUUGAUAACAGCAGUACCUUGGGGUUGAAGACACUGUGUAUUACUCCCAGAGAACACUGCUGGAUCCUCUAUGUAGAUGUACUGUUGUUGGAGUGCGGUGGAAACCUUUUUGAUGCGAUCUCUAUUGCAGUUAAAGCAGCACUUCAUAAUACUAGAAUUCCGAAAGUCCGUGUGCUCGAAGAUGAUGAGGGUGCCAAGGAAAUUGAGCUCUCUGAUGAUCCAUAUGACUGCAUUCGACUCAAUGUGGAAAAUGUACCUUGCAUCAUCACUUUAAGCAAAAUUGGUCACAGGCAUGUAGUCGAUGCCACUUCGCAGGAGGAAGCGUGCCGCAUGGCCAGCCUGCUGGUUUCCGUCACCAGCAAAGGGACCAUCACUUGCUUCAGGAAAGUUGGAGGAGGCAGUUUGGAUCCAGAGAGUAUCUUUGAAAUGUUAGAGACAGGAAACAGAGUUGGAAAAGCUUUGCAUAUAUCUUUACAAACCGCUUUGGAGAAAGAAGAAAGUUUAGGAAGGAAACGUCAAAAAGUUGGAUUUCUUGGUUGACUUCUGCACUGUACUUAUUUUCUAAUAAAGAUUUAUUUAAAAUGUUC